AUGUCGCACAGAAACGUUGUACCCAUAGACGGCACUUUCUGUGGAAGUCCGGGUUACAUUGCACCGGAAGUCAUUUCCCGACAGAAACAAACCCCAGCACUCGAUUGUUUCUCUCUUGGAGUGAUUCUACUUAAAUGCAGCACUGGAAAAAAGCCAUUCGAGUUACCUGACGGUCACAUUUCCGACGAAGUUGUUAGCAAGUGCAAAUAUUUGGCUCCUGUCUCGAUGAAUUCGAGCAUCAGAGAAGUAACAUCAAAAUUGAUUAAAAAAUCACCGAAUGCCCGCUUGACAGCCGUUGAGGAGCUGUACAGCCAAUUGGUCACAGACCAUCAACGUCAGCGACAUUAUGCACUCCAAAAGAUUGUCAGAGACAACGAUUUGUAA
Molecule: messenger RNA, 384 nt
Organism: Caenorhabditis remanei
Lineage: Eukaryota; Metazoa; Nematoda; Chromadorea; Rhabditida; Rhabditidae
Exons: 3
Coding region: 1-384 (127 amino acids)
Biological process (GO): peptidyl-serine phosphorylation; autophagy
Cellular component (GO): cytoplasm
Molecular function (GO): protein serine/threonine kinase activity; ATP binding
Source: RefSeq, a predicted model, not a curated record